AGGGCAGACGCGAGAGGAGAGCGAGCAAGAGAGAGAGAGCAGGGUUGCCUCCGUCAGUCAGUCAAGUCAGUCAGUCAAGAGAGUGAGCGAGGAAGCGAGCGAGUUCCUUAAAGAUGGCCGGAGCGGCGGCGGCGGCGGCUACGGCAACGACGGCCGCGGCCACCACCGCCACGACGACGACCAACAACAACAACAACAACAGUGCCGCGACCCCCGUGUAUUGCGUGUGCCGGGAGCCUUACGAUGUGAGCCGCUUCAUGAUCGAGUGCGACAUCUGCAAGGACUGGUUCCACGGCAGUUGUGUUGGAGUAGAAGAGCACCAUGCUGUUGAUAUCGACCUGUACCAUUGUCCCAAUUGUGCAGUUCUUCAUGGACCCUCCUUAAUGAAGAAGAGAAGGAAUUGGCACAGACACGACUAUACAGAAUUUGAUGAUGGUUCUAAACCAGUUCAAGCUGGAACACGAACAUUUGUUAAACAGCUACGUGCUCGUUCAUUCCCAAGUGCUGAUGAAAUCAUUUUGAAAAUGCAUGGCAGUCAGCUGACACAAAGAUACCUUGAGAAGCACGGUUUUGAUGUUCCCAUUAUGGUUCCUAAACUGGAUGGCUUAGGUCUCAGGCUUCCACCCCCUACUUUUUCUGUUCUGGAUGUGGAACGAUAUGUAGGUGGUGAUAAAGUGAUAGAUGUCAUUGAUGUGGCAAGACAAGCAGACAGUAAAAUUAAACUCCAUAAUUAUAUUAAAUAUUUCACAAACCCUGAGAGACCAAAAGUAUUAAAUGUGAUCAGCCUUGAAUUCUCAGACACAAAAAUGUCUCAAUUAGUGGAAGUUCCAGAAAUUGCCAGAAAACUUUCAUGGGUAGAAAACUACUGGCCAGAUGAUUCAGUCUUUCCUAAGCCAUUUGUUCAAAAGUACUGCUUAAUGGGAGUUCAGGACAGCUACACAGAUUUUCAUAUUGAUUUUGGAGGCACUUCUGUCUGGUACCAUGUUCUCUGGGGAGAGAAGAUAUUUUACUUGAUUAAACCUACUGAUGAAAAUCUGGCGAAGUAUGAAUCCUGGAGCUCAUCUGUUACCCAGAGUGAAGUAUAUUUUGGAGAUAAAGUUGAUAAGUGUUACAAAUGCAUUGUGAAGCAAGGACAUACUUUAUUUGUUCCAACAGGCUGGAUUCAUGCUGUGCUCACUUCUCAGGACUGUAUGGCUUUUGGAGGAAACUUUUUGCACAACCUCAAUAUUGGCAUGCAGCUCAGGUGUUAUGAAAUGGAGAAAAGGCUAAAAACCCCAGAUCUUUUCAAAUUCCCUUUCUUUGAAGCCAUAUGUUGGUUUGUGGCCAAAAACUUACUGGAAACUUUGAAAGAGCUUAGAGAAGAUGGUUUUCAGCCCCAAGCUUUCUUAGUGAAAGGAGUGAAAGCUUUACAUACUGCUUUAAAGUUAUGGAUGAAGAAAGAUCUUGUAACAGAACAUGCCUUUGAAAUUCCAGACAAUAUUCGUCCUGGGCAGCUCAUUAAAGAACUUUCAAAAGUUAUUCGUUCUGUAGAGGAAGAAAAUAGCAAACCAGUUAAAACUCAGGGAAUUACUGUGUGCCAAGUUUCACGGUCAUCAAAUGAAUCAGCUACCACUCAUCAUUCCAAACGAAAAGCACGGAAGCUGCGAGACCAUGCAAUCAAAACUCCAUCUAAUCUGGACAUUCUAGAAUUACACACAAGGGAAGUUCUCAAAAGACUAGAGAUGUCCCCAUGGGAAGAGGACACAGCAAAUUAUAAAUUGAAUGGAAGGUUUAACAAGCCUCUUCAACCAUCUUCCACUGUUCCUGAAUGGAGAACAAAGGACAAUGAUUUACGGCUUUUGUUGUCAAAUGGAAGAAUAAUUAGAGAUGAGAGGCAGCUGUUCAAAGAUGCAAGCCUUUAUACUGCAGACAGUGAAGAUGAGGAUGAUAGAAAAAAUUCAGAGAAGGAAAUAACUGUUAAGACAGAAGAGCAGAACUCAUCAGAGGUGGAUGGUAAUGCAGAUACACAGAAACCAUUGAACAUGUUCUUUGAAAGUGUGAAAUCAGAACUCAGGAAUGGAAACUCAGAAUACUCUGAUAUUUCUGAUUCAGAAGAAUCUGAGCCUGAUUGCACUAACCAGCAAAAGUAUUCCUCUCGUGAGGAAUCAGAAAGCUCAGGUGAUGAGAAACAGGAAGUUACGUCAAAUUUCAAAGAGGUAUCUAAAAUAACAUAUGACCUCUCUCAUACCACACAAAAGCCAUCUAGACAUGAAACUACAAACAAAAGGGAAUGUCCUACCUCAACAAGUACGGAGGAAGAAGCUAUUCAGGGCAUGCUUUCUAUGGCAGGAUUGCACUAUACCACUUGUUUACCAGGUCAUACACAGAGCAUAGACUGCACUAAUAGAAGAAGCUCUCUUCAGGAUCACAGAAGCUAUUCCAAAAGUAGGCACAAAGAUAAGCUGUCUUCCCACAUUGAUAAAGUAGAAUAUGGUAAGCACAUAAAAGAAGAACAAGAUAUGGGAGCUUCAACGUUAGCUACACCAUUACAUGGAGUUCCUAAAGUACAUUCUCAGGAUACAAGUAAAAUGCAGAAAUACAUUAAGAAGGAAGGUGCAUUUGAAGCCAGUUAUAGAAUUCAAGAAAACAGGAAUCGCCUACAGAACAGUGGUUUGAAUUUCACACAUGGCAAGUGUAUACGGGACUUUAGCUUGACUGAAGAGGAGUGCAGACUCAGUGAUGGCAGCCUCAGCCCUGACAGAUCUUGUGGUGAAACAUCGUUGUCUGUACCUCUUCAUCCAACCAAGCGGCCAGCAUCAAAUCCACCCCCUAUCAGCAAUCAGGCAACAAAAGGCAAACGUCCAAAGAAAGGAAUGGCAACUGCUAAACAGCGUCUUGGGAAGAUUCUGAAGCUGAACCGAAAUGGCCAUGCACGCUUCUUUGUUUGAUGCAGUGGUUACUUCCACUGCUGCUGACCUUUCAUACAUAGACCAGUAUUGAGGGUAACUGUGCCUGAAUCUUCUGUUUUAUUCGUCUGCUUGAAGCAGAAUGCAUGUACCUUAUUAGAAAACUGCCUGAUGAACAAAAACCCAAUGCUGCAUUUUUAUUGUGCCACAUCUGCUCAGCAAUAACGAUUUGGGAAACAGGGGAGCAUUGAGAAAGAAUACAGAGAUGGUCUUUUUUCAGGGCUCAAUCAUUUUGUUGUUUCUGCUUGUGUCUGAGUUAUUUCAUGGACAGAGAAAUAUGAUGAAGGUGGUUAUCAAUAAUUUAUUUGACAUAUUUUGACAAUUAUUGAAUUCAUUUUUGAACUAUUUAUUUGGAAAACAUUUUUGUGGGAAUUAUGAUUUUAACUUUAGUUGUUACAAAUGUGAAGGUCUUUAUUUGUCUUUAAUGUCUGUAUGUCUUUUUGCAGUGGAGAGCUAAAUGAAUGAUCUAUUUUGGAUUCAAACAUUUGAUAUACAGGUUAUAGUCUUAAACAUGGAUAUGAUGCAUUAAGUUAACGCACAGAAAAUCACAUGUUAAUGUCUGUUCUUUUAUAUAUGCUUCUGGAUGGUUUUCCCACUGAAUUGUAAUUUAGUGAACUUUUCAGUCCCCUUGCAUUCCUGCCCCUGCCUUCUCUUCUGCUCAUGUUUCAUCUCUUAUUUGGACUUUAAAUUGGCGUAACAUUUGAGCAGCUCUUGCCCACACACACACACACACACACACACGCACACUCUCCCUCUCUC
Molecule: messenger RNA, 3704 nt
Organism: Pogona vitticeps (central bearded dragon)
Lineage: Eukaryota; Metazoa; Chordata; Lepidosauria; Squamata; Agamidae
Gene: KDM7A
Product: lysine demethylase 7A
Source: RefSeq, a predicted model, not a curated record